AUGUCGACCCUUAAAGAACAAAAAAUUCUCAAGGCAGUCGAGGCAUUUUCUAGCCCCACAAACACACACACCUUAGUUGAGAUCUCCAAAUCAUUUGAUGUCCCUUACAGCACGGUUCGCGAUCGCCUCCACGGUAUUCGACCGCUUGCCACCGCUCAAGCUGAAAACCAAUUAUUGAUGCCGAUACAGGAAUCUAUUCUCGUGGACCAUAUCAUUAAUCUGUGUCAGUUAAAAUCAAAUCCUACGAGCAAAAGCGUGAUGGAAAUGGCGGGGAAAAUAUUGCACCUGGAAAACCCCGAGAAACCCCAACCAUCACGAUCCUGGCUAAACGGAUUUAUUGAACGAUCUGGCGUGCUAGUGCGGUCGAAACGAGGUAUAAUCGAUGUACCGAAUGUGAGAGAAGGUGGUGAACACUUAAUACAAUUAUUCUUCGAUCGGUUGCACCACUACGAAACAAAAUAUGACGUCCCACCUUCACGAGUAUGGAAUUUGGAUGAAUGCGUGUUUAAAUGUGAUGAAUCUGUUAAGGGUUCAUUGGAAGUAAAACCGAAGGAUGUUUCAAACAGCGCGUCGUAUGAGUCCUCUAACGAUUUGGUCACGGUACUUGAAUGUAUAUCGGCCGAUGCACGAAUUUUAGAACCCAUCUUUAUAUACAAAGAACUCCACACAAUCGAGGCUUGGUUUCCAGAUAUUUCAAGACCGCAAACUAUGGUUUCGGUAUCGAAAACUGAUUUUAUUAACUCAGAGAUAUUCCUCGAGUGGUUUGAUAAAUAUUUCCCUUCUUCCAAGCCAGGUACAUGGCAGGUAUUAAUUCUUGAUGGUUGCGAAGCCAAUGAAUUGACAAAAUUCCACCGUUAUGCCAUGCGAAAGGGCGUUGUUUUGCUGUAUUUACCGGCGGAUAUGUCGAACGUCUUGCAACAGUUAGAUAGGUCAUGUUUUAAUACAGAUAAACAAGGGUUUCGCCGUCAAACUGCAAUUGAUUUCCCUGAGGGAUUGUCACCCUCGAAGCGAACAAAUUUUUUAUCAUAUAUGAGGAAAAGAAAUAUGGCAUACUCACGAAAUGUUAUAACAGAGGGAUGGAAACUCUCUGGAAUUUACCCACGUUCCGUUACAACUGCAAUAAACUUUUUUAGAAGGCAGAGGAACCUUCCUAUUCUCGAAAAUACAUCUGAAUUGCCAAGCAAAGUUCAAAAUUCCGAAGUCAAUACAAAUCAAUCUUCCACGAAUCCGGCGCCUUCACCAGUCCAUUCGGCGCCCUCGGAAACUCCCAUAUUUGUUAAUUGGAGGGCUGAGCGAAUGUAUAUGAUGAGGCAUCCCAAGGAAUGUUUGAAGGCAUUGAAAAGGAGCAGGGAAGAUUUGGCGUUACUCACUACACAACUCGCUCAAGUUCAACAAGAGUUGGCCAUAACGAACAACAAAAUAAGGGAUUUACAAAAGGAUGAGUCGAGGAAGCGGCCCCGAGUAGAGCUGGAUAAAGCACCCUGA
Magnusiomyces paraingens is the source of this 1485-nucleotide messenger RNA. RefSeq lists its product as uncharacterized. Bases 1 to 1485 code for a protein of 494 amino acids. Lineage: Eukaryota; Fungi; Ascomycota; Dipodascomycetes; Dipodascales; Dipodascaceae. Gene Ontology annotation, molecular function: DNA binding. Gene Ontology annotation, cellular component: nucleus. The record is from RefSeq and is a predicted model, not a curated record. The transcript has a single exon.